Molecule: messenger RNA, 1089 nt
Organism: Ylistrum balloti
Lineage: Eukaryota; Metazoa; Mollusca; Bivalvia; Pectinida; Pectinidae
Exons: 7
Coding region: 1-1089 (362 amino acids)
Source: RefSeq, a predicted model, not a curated record
AUGAAACAGGGCAAAGAUCCUCAAACCAACACCGACGUAACACAUUGCCCAGGGUCAGUACCUCGAAACAAUUACCUGAAGGUUUAUGGUGGCAAAUGUCUCCAGUUUGUCGUCACCGAGAGAACAUGGACCAAAGCCAGGACCGAUUGCAAAAGCAGGGGAGGUGACUUAGUGACAAUAAAGGAUGCUGGAAAACAAGCAUUUGUUUAUAAUACUCUGAGGAAUCUCCAUUGGCGCUACAAAGGACUUUGGAUUGGAGGGUCCGACAGAGACAGGGAAGGAACUUGGGUGUGGGUUGAUGGUACUCUGAUGAAGUAUGGAAACUGGCAUCAAGGACAAGGGCCUACAACACAUCAUGGAUUCUUCUUCUCUACUUCAACCUUUGAAGAUUGCGCCGAAAUGAGAUUGGACGACGGAGGGAAGUGGCAUGAUUAUCCAUGUGGAGGACUCCAUUACUCCUACUCUUACAUAUGUGAAUACGCUUUAUCAGCUAUUGUCGUGUCAACGGCUGUCCCUCCUCACUCAACUCCGAGACCAACGUCAAAAACAACACCUCGUCAUCAGACAACUCUGAGACCAAGCCCGGCCCCUCAGACAACUCCGAGACCAAAUACAACUCCGGCCCCUCAGACAACUCCACGGCCAAAUUCAAGUGUCAAUACGAAGCCAGUGAAUAAACAGACAUUAGCACCAGGUACCACAGCGAGGCCGUCUACCGCUAAACCACCUGUUAUGCAAAGGAGCACCUUAAGACCAAAUAGGACACCAAGACCCGCUAUGACAUCAAAUGCCAGACCUCAGACUAAAAGAACAACAUACACUCCAAACAUAUAUGUACCACCGAAAGGUGUAAAACGGACACCCAUUAGUGCUUCACAACAAGGAAAUCCGAAUCCGAAAAAAUCAACGAAUGACACCGAUGUCAUAGUGGGCAUGGCAGUUGGCGGGUGUGUGGCAGUUGGUCUACUGGCUGUUGUAUUUGGUAUUCUUCUUCGCAGGAAACGAUUGGCUGAUGUAAAUGGCACGAUGUCCGUUGAUAACAAAGUGUAUGGGAUGGCCACAGACCAGAAAGAGACAGCGACAUACUGA